ACUUGAUUUGAUUCACAAUUUCACACCCCCCUUCCACGUGUUCAUACUCUGAUGACAAUUUUACUUUUUCCCUAUGUUGAGGAGAGUAGCCUUACAGCAUGUAAUCUAAUUCUCAUGGACAGCUCCAAUAUAUCUUAAUUAUUUAUAAAAUGCCCGGCCAUUCAUUCAUAUAAAAAAUUCUAAAUGAGAUCACACAAAAGAUAAUAUCAAUGACCUCUGAAUUAUAAGUUCAGUCUAAAAAGCGAGUAAGGUUAUGAAGACUCUUACAUUGUAUCUAUGAUACUUCAGUGUGUGGCGGUCAGCAGGGGCGGAUCCAGGAAUUGUGGUUACGGGGGGCGCCACUUUAUGAUACUUCAGUGUGUGGCGGUCAGGAAGGUUCGAUCGAUUUUUGCAUCAUUUACUUUAGUUAAUAACUGUAUAUACAUAUAGUCUUUAACACGUUUUCCUUUAAGAUGAUUUAUCCAAAAAGGUCAUGCAGGGGUAUGUGGACAUCAUAAUUAGCUCCAUGUAUUCUGAUUGGUUAGCCUUUAUUCAUUGACAAAAUUAGCUGCAGAAUUGUACAUAAAGCUCUCUCUUGGAUUUAAAUGAGACAGAUUUCUGGCUCCCAGAAAGCUACAGUUCUGCAGCUAUGACUAAUUCAAUAUGAGCCACUACGAUAGCUACACUGGGUUCAAUUGGUCAAAACAUUUCCACUGCAUGGUACAUGUAUGCAAAAUUUGAGAAAAUACAGCGUAUGGUUGAAUGUGUUCUUUUUUUCUCUAUCUCUUCUUUUCAAAUAUUCAAAUCGGACUUUUACAAGCAUUCAAAUCAAAACUAUAAAAAGUUUGAAAUGCUAUAACGUUUUUGAAAACUCAAAACUUUUUUAUUUGUCACAUGUAUAUGAGUCUUACCGAUAUUCAAGUUGGCCCCACCACUCCCCAGUCUUACAAAUUCAGUUGACCCCAUCAAUCCCCAGUCUUACAAAUUCAGUUGACCCCAUCACUCCCCAGUCUUACAAAUUCAGUUGACCCCACCACUCCCCAGUUUUAAAAAUUCAGUUGACCCCACUACCCCCCAGUCUUACAAAUUCAGUUGACCCCACCACUCACCAGUCUUACAAAUUCAGUUGACCCCACCACUCCCCAGUCUUACAAAUUCAGUUGACCCCAUCACUCCCCAGUUUUAAAAAUUCAGUUGACCCCACCACCCCCAGUCUUACAAAUUCAGUUGACCCCACCACUUCCCAGUCUUACAAAUUCAGUUGACCCCACCAAUCCCAAGUCUUACAAAUUCAGUUGACCCCACCACUCCCCAAUCUUUUUAUUUUUAUUAUUAUUAUUGGUUUUUGUACACAUAAUAAAGUACAUGAAUACAACAAGUCAUAUAUAAUUAUCAUUAUGUGCAUGGAGAGAGAUAGUGAGAAAGAGAGAAAAAGAGAGAGGCAUGUUUUAAGUAAAUAUUAAGUUCCAUCUGUUCCAUUGAGUAUCAAAUUUUUUUUCUUUUCACCAUUCUUAUAUGCUAUAUAUUUGUGUGUUUCAUAAAAUAAUUUCAUUUGUGAUAUUGCAGCGGGCAAGUUUAAAGGUUUCUUAGUGCACCUUGCAGUAUAGACAUAAUACUUCAGAAAUAAAAUGAUAAUGUUUUGUAUAUCACUAUUAUUUUCAAUACAAGCUAAAAUAAAGGAUUUCUUUGUAAUUGUAAUCUGUCGAUCAGUCUUGUCUUCUAAAAAUUGUUUGAAUUCUACAAGAAAUAAUUGUAAACAAUUACAUUCCCAUAAAAUAUGUUCUAUUGUUUCCUCUUCAGAGAGACCCAACCACUUCCCAGUCUUACAAAUUCAGUUGACCCCACCACUCCCCAUGAGUCUUACAAAUUCAGUUGACCCCACCACUCCCCAUGAGUCUUACAAAUUCAGUUGACCCCACCACUCCCUAUGCAGUCUUACAAAUUCAGUUGACCCCACCACUCCCUAUGCAGUCUUACAAAUUCAGUUGACCCCACCACUCCCCAGUCUUACAAAUUCAGUUGACCUCACCACUCCCCAGUUUUACAAAUUCAGUUGGCCCCACCACUCUCCAGUCUUACACAUUCAGUUGACCCAACCACUCCCCAUGCAGUCUUACAAAUUCAGUUGAAGAGAACACACCUAUUCCAUUUCAUACGAUAUAGCUGCAAUAUUGCUAUUAAGAGAAUGCUUUCAUUCAAUCAACAUGUGUCAUUGUAUUUCAAGAGACAACAUUCAUUCAUCCACUGAAAGAGGACGUCUCCAUAGUAGCUCUCUAGAUAAUUUGAAUUUGAAUCGGUAAUAUCUUCAAAUUCGUACCUGUUUACUUCAGUGUUCAAUACUUUACUUAAGUAAUAAGGUUUAUCUUGAUUGGCCUGUGUUCCUAUUGAUUUAAAUUAACGAGACACAGUGCACACUAAUAUUGUGUAAAUCUUCUACGGAACUGUGCAUUUAAAAAAAGAAUCUAUAUUACACAUCUAGAUCUACUUGUAUAUACGUAUGCACACGAUGUGACAAUUUUAUCAUGCUAGUUUUUAUUUUUCAUUGUUCCAUUAAACACGUUUAAAUUGGAUAAAACGUUGUCAUAUUUCGGCAGUACAAUAUUGUCAAGGAAGAAUUACACAUAGAGAAAAGACAUGAAAGCGACAAAACUAGUGUUGAUUGUGAUUUUUCUCGCUUGCGUUUGGUCGCUGUCCCUGGCCUACACGCUUUCUGAUGAGGCGAAUCUCCAUACAGCUAUAUUUCCCUCCACUUACGACCAAAACGUCAGACCAGGCGCAGAUAGGGCCACCCCACUGCAGCUUAAUGUGACGUUCUACUUCCAAAGUAUCAAAGAACUUGAUGAAUCUAUCAGUAAAUUCUCAAUAACCGGAGCUCUGAGCGUUCACUGGAGUGAUAACCGUUUGACGUGGAAUCCGUCCAGCUACGGCGGAGAUUUGAAUGUCACCAUUGUCCCCCAGAAAAAGGUCUGGGUGCCGUUCCUCAUCAAUAUGCUGAACUAUAACUCAUUACAAGCAAUAGGACAUAACGAUCUCAACUUACGAUUGGACUAUACCGGAUCGAUAACUUGGUUUGUGCCGAAUCUUUUUGAGAGUACGUGUGACGCUGAUUUAUCCUUCUACCCGUUCGAUUCUCAGACGUGUUUUCUGAGAUUUUAUGUACCAGGGUUCAUGCCCUCUGAAAUUGAAUUUUAUUCUCCCAAUCAAAGAAUGGACUUGUCGCAGUACAGUACGAAUGGUCUGUGGGACGUGACAGAAACGACGGUCUACACCACCACGAAUUCACUCCAAGUCCAAGAAGUUUAUAUGUCCAUCAGCAUGAGAAGGCGAAUAGUCUAUUAUGUGUCUAGCUUAAUGCUACCGGUUUUUUUCCUUUCUUUUCUACAACUAUUUUCAUUUCUGAUGCCCCCCGAUUGCGGUGAACGUGUUGGAUUUUCUAUAACCGUCCUUCUGGCAGUGGCUGUAUAUCUAACUCUGAUCCAAGAUAAACUACCAGAGGGGUCGGAACCCAGUGUGUCAUAUCUCAGCUACAAACUUUUGGGGGACUUUAUGAUCGCUGUCUUUAUAGUGAUAGGUGUUAUUAUUGGACUGCGUUUCUACACUAGAGAUGAUGAAAUUAUAAUUCCCAGCUAUUUACAAAGGUUUCACGGAAUUGUAUUGGGAGGCAAAUGUUGUCACUGCAGGGGAAAACGGAAGGUGUCUGUUGAUGAGAAAGAAGUUGUUGAAAAUGUCAAGGAAGAUCCCGUGUCUAAACUGCUGACGUGGCGUGAUAUCGGGAAGGCCACGGACCGUUUUUGCCUCUUAAUGUUUGGGAUGUGUUUGACGAUGUGUAAUGUUGUGUAUAUGAUUGUCAUUGGAUCAUUCUACUAGUUCAGUUAAGUGAAACAGAAAUGAAAUAUUUUAUUUCAGGACUUUCCCUUUCUAAUAAAGGUUCUUUUUUCGAGAUAUAUGUA
Messenger RNA from Ostrea edulis (European flat oyster), 3929 nucleotides. Its product is annotated as neuronal acetylcholine receptor subunit alpha-3-like. Gene Ontology annotation, cellular component: neuron projection; membrane; synapse. The coding region runs from base 2614 to 3846 and encodes 410 amino acids. The transcript has a single exon. Lineage: Eukaryota; Metazoa; Mollusca; Bivalvia; Ostreida; Ostreidae. Gene Ontology annotation, biological process: chemical synaptic transmission; regulation of membrane potential; signal transduction. The record is from RefSeq and is a predicted model, not a curated record. Gene Ontology annotation, molecular function: neurotransmitter receptor activity; transmembrane signaling receptor activity; extracellular ligand-gated monoatomic ion channel activity.